Molecule: messenger RNA, 964 nt
Organism: Alnus glutinosa
Lineage: Eukaryota; Viridiplantae; Streptophyta; Magnoliopsida; Fagales; Betulaceae
Product: agamous-like MADS-box protein MADS9
Exons: 7
Coding region: 136-768 (210 amino acids)
Biological process (GO): positive regulation of transcription by RNA polymerase II
Cellular component (GO): nucleus
Molecular function (GO): DNA-binding transcription factor activity, RNA polymerase II-specific; RNA polymerase II cis-regulatory region sequence-specific DNA binding; protein dimerization activity
Source: RefSeq, a predicted model, not a curated record
UUGGCUUGGCACUCAGAAAGGUUCUUUUCCUCCAACCCGAAUCAGAAAUGCUCCUGUUUUGCUUUUUUUCUCUCUCUCUCUCUCUUUAUUAAAUUCUCUCUGUUCCUCUUUCUUCCAUUUCACAAGCAAGAAGAGAUGGGGAGAGGCAAGAUGGAGAUCAAGAGAAUAGAGAACUUAAGCAACAGGCAGAUGACCUACACAAAGAGGAGGAAAGGGAUAAUUAAGAAGGCUACGGAGAUCAGUGUUCUUUGUGAUGCUAAAGUUUCGCUUGUUAUCUUUAGCAGCUCAGGAAAGAUGCAGGCCUACUGCAGCCCUUCAACUUCGCUGAUUAACAUCUUGGACAAGUACCACAAGUGUUCCGGGAAGAGGUUGUGGGAUCCCAAGCAUGAGAAUCUCAGCAAUGAAAUUGAUAGAAUCAAGAAAGAGAACGACAACAUGCAGAUUGAGCUCAGGCACUUGAAGGGGGAGGAUAUCACAUCAUUGAACCCUAAAGAGCUCAUGCCCCUCGAGGAAGCCCUUGAAAAUGGCCUCAGCAGUAUCCGCGAGAGGCUGAUGGACCACUGGAUGAUGACUAAGAAAAAUGUCAAGAUCUUGGAGGAGGAGAAUAAGGAACUUAAUUUCGUUCUGUGCCAAAAGGAGAUGGCCAUGGAAGCAGCAAGCAGAGACGUGGAUGAUGAUUAUGAGCAGAGGGUGAGGGACUACAAUUCUCAAAUGCAUUUGGCUUUCCGUGUGCAGCCUAUUCAGCCAAAUCUACAACAGAGGAUGUAAUAGUACUACUACGUACCGUCGAUGGUGUCGCUAAACUACUGUUAGCUUAAUUGCUGUCUUGAAAAAUAACUUAAUUUCCGCUGUCUAGUACUGUAUUAUGCAAGUAAUACUCAAACCUCUGAUAAACAGUGUCCUUGUUUCAUCUUAUAUAUUGUGCUAUACCCUGAGACUAUAUAUAUAUUAUGUCUUCGUGUUA